CUCCCCAACAGCCAACUGCUUCCCCUGUCCUGUGCUUCCUCUGGGAACAUUCUCAAGACUCCCAGGCCCAUUAGGGUACCCAGGAGGGACCUCUGCCAGCUUCAAAACGGAUCAAACCCCCCCAAAUGAGGGUGAAGGCAAUAUAGUAGCUAAUGCCAUAGCCCAGUUGCCAGGAACAGUGCCGAUGAAGCUGGGUGCAGUGGCUCUUUGCUUCAGCCUCCUUGCAGCCGCUGUGUGGUUGGGCCUCUCAAUGACAACACCUGAGUCCACUGGAGAAGGAGGAGGAGCAGGAGGCGGAGGAGGCGGAGGAGGAGGAGGCGGAGGCGGAGGAGGAGGCGGAGGCGGAGGAGGAGGCGGAGGCGGAGGAGGCGGAGGCGGAGGCGGAGGAUGUGUUCCUGAAUCCUUGCCCAAAGAAGACAUGGGACUAUGCGGGAAUCUUGAAGUUUUCUACUCGGAGGUGGGGAAUAUCAGCUGCAAAAUUCUUCCCCGGUGCAAUGAAUACAGGCAGAAGAUCCAAACGUGGCCUGAGCCGAUAGUCAAGUUCCCCCAAGCCUUGGAUGCACUUGAAAAAAAAGACUCUUGUCUGGUUUCCCUUUCUCCUCUCCUCAUCCAUGUCGCUGGUGUAUUCUUGGAGGGUACACAAUAUCUGCUGGUGAUGGUGGAUCCAGAUGCCCCCAGCAGGAACGACAACAGGGCCAAAUACUGGAGACACUGGGUGGUGUCCAACAUCAAAGGUGCAGACUUGAAAUCUGGGAUUAUCCGGGGCAAUGUGAUAUCAGAUUACCAGGCUCCCACCCCGCCACCGACCACUGGCUUACACCGCUACCAGUUCUUCGUCUAUCUUCAGGGAGAUAGGGUCAUCUCCAUCUCUGACAAAGAAAACAGAAACCGAGGUUUUUGGAAACUGGAAAAGUUUCUGCAGGACCACAGGCUGCAGAGUCACGAAGCAAGUACCCAGUUCAUGACUGAAUUCGAUGGCCACAUACCACAAUUUUUUAGACGCAUGAAUGAAGCCAAAGGCAAAUUCAGUGAAAGAUAACGGUUCACUGAGCUGCCGACUUUACCUUCCAGAUGUGUGCCCAUGUCAUGUAAUCUACUACAAAUAGUCUUGGGUCAGAAUCUCCUCUUGGAAUCUUCCAAAUUAAAAAGAAAAGAAAAGAAAAGUCA
Mesocricetus auratus (golden hamster) is the source of this 1167-nucleotide messenger RNA. RefSeq names its product phosphatidylethanolamine binding protein 4 (gene Pebp4). The transcript is spliced from 8 exons. Lineage: Eukaryota; Metazoa; Chordata; Mammalia; Rodentia; Cricetidae. The coding region runs from base 185 to 1039 and encodes 284 amino acids. The record is from RefSeq and is a predicted model, not a curated record.